AUGCCGUGCCGUCUCUUUGACGCCGCCGCCGUCCGAUCCCCUCGCAAAAAGCCCACAACCAAGAUGGGGGGAAAGGACAAGAUGGAGAGAUACUGUCAGAGCACACCAACCCAACAGCAACAAGCAGCAAAGCAGGGCCCAAUAGAGGAGGCUAACGAGUCGCUGACAGCUACCUUCAAACUUGACCGGCAGACGCCAGACCAGGAGCUUUGCGGCGACUGCGGGAGAGCUUCGCUCGCGGCUUUUCCAUGGGUGUCACAAAGCCAACCGCCCCCCCCCCCCCGAGUCGAGUCGGGCUGCAGUGACGAACUCUAUCUGGUGUUUCUGCUCCAUUUCCAUUUCGGACUGAUGCCCGACCCGAAAGCCUGGCGGACGGUCAAUCCUUCACCACACUGA
Molecule: messenger RNA, 396 nt
Organism: Colletotrichum paranaense
Lineage: Eukaryota; Fungi; Ascomycota; Sordariomycetes; Glomerellales; Glomerellaceae
Exons: 3
Coding region: 1-396 (131 amino acids)
Source: RefSeq, a predicted model, not a curated record